AUGCAAGAUCUUAAAGAUUUUCUUGCCCCGAAAACAGUGAACAGUUUCAGUUAUGUGGCAAUUUUGGGUUGGCUUUUUCUCGGAAUUGUCCUGUCAGGAAUCUUUCUAGACAUAGAAAUCAACGAAUCGAGGGCUGAUUUUCGCUGUGGCUCAGAAGAUGCCAACAAGGAAGUAAUAAGUGGAAAGUGUUACGAACAGUAUGAAAAACAAAACAACAAAUUCGGUAUCCCUGUGUAUGGGUUCGUGAUUAUUAACUUCCUUGUUACUGCAAGUGUUUGUGGAAUUUACUCACAAGCGGUGAAGUCGAGAGUUAAUGAACUUGAAGCCUCAACAAACGCGGGAGAAGAAGGGCGGACUCGACAAGAGAUCACGGACCCAACUCGGAAAAAGCUGUUCAUAGGGUACUGUUGUCAGCUUGUGGUCAGAUUUCUGCUUGCACUUGUUUUUGUCCUUCUGCAGGCCAAACUACUUUAUCCGCGUAGUUUUCCCUCUAACUUUAACUGUAAUUUAAUCAAGGAAGGCAAUUUUACAGCUGCUCAAAAUGUAAAACGGACACAAACGUCAUAUGAAUGUCAUAAUCAGCGGGCAGCGAAGAAAACCUUCUGGGCUAAUGCCGUGAUCGUGGUAAAUGGAGUUUUGAUGUUUCUUGUGUUUAUCGAGGUUCUGUAUAUCGUGUUUCUAUGGGUAACAAAAGGACAAAGGUUCAUGGAGGACCUGCAAUUUCACAACUCUUAUCUGAAAUCUAAUUCAAGUGUUUUUCCAGAAACCCAACAACAGGAGUUAAUCAUCCACCGUAAUGACACUCCAAGCGAACAGCAGUCAAGCGCUCCAUCUAACAACGAACAACCGUCAUUCAACUGCACUGAGACAAAUGAACAAACACCAGUCGUCACUUUCAUCGAAAGUAUGAAGAAACAUAUCCGAGGAGUCACUGAACAACCCUACGUAGAUCAGGCUACGCCUUUCCACCGUAAACCGGGUGAAGGCUCAAAAAGAUACCUAACGCUUGACCACAUCUACACCGAUUUAAUUAUUCACGAAAACAGAGCUCUGCAUGAAUUUAGUGGAGAUAGAGAGAAACAACUGAAAGAAUACUACAGACCCAGAGAGAAAUCUCGACCAACACUGCCGGGAGAUAUUUUUGAUGCUAAACGAAAACCGCGGAACAUUCUUGUUGUUGGCCGUCCUGGAAUUGGAAAAACCAUGUUUUGCUCAAAGAUUCUUCGCAAUUGGGCUUCCGAUAAGUUGCUCACAGAGGCACAAAAAUCUCGAUUUGAUUUCAAACUCGCUUUCCUCGUUAAGUUGAGGAAGUUUAAACGCACAAAUGACGAAAUUAAUCUUCGCCAACUCCUGGAUGCAUCGGAGUAUUCUAAACUACCAAUAUCUGAUGACGUUUGGCACUACAUUAUUGAAAGCCCAGACAAACUGCUCCUUAUUUUUGAUGGAUUUGACGAAUAUUCUGGAAAGGUUAGAAUCAAUGACGAUGACUUAUCGAUCAGUAACCAUGUAGAAGACUCGAUGCCAGUUUAUUUCCUGUACAAGAAAUUAUUAUCGGGGAAAAUCCUUCCCGUUGCUACAGUCUUAACGAGCACAAGACCAACCGCCGUGUCAUUCUUUGAAGCACCUAUUGCCUUUGAAAGAAUAGUUGAAAUUCUGGGAUUCAACUCUGAUAAAGUGGAAGAGUAUGUGGACAAAUUCACAAAAGAGAAAGGCGAUGAUGGCAAGGGAGAAACAAUAAAGCAACACAUCAGAAGUAGCCUUAACCUCCAAUCCUUCUGCUACAUUCCUGUGAAUUGCUUCAUCAUUUGUUCGUGCUUGUUGCACUUGCUGAACUCACCCGUCUCCGGCUGCCUUCCUACAAGACUAACCGAACUAUACUCCAUAGCCAUCAAGAUUUUUUACUUUUGUCACGAUGAUAUCCAAAGCCGUUACCCAUUACAUGAAGCUCAACAGUUUUAUUUAAAGCCAUUUAAUGCAUUACCUGAACAUGUGCAAAAAUUGUUUAAGAGACUGGGAGAAAUUGCUUUUCAAGGAAUCAAAGAAGGAAGACUCAUUUUCGAAUCAGGCGAAGUCCAUGGCCAGGAAAACAAUGGUUUGUUCCACCGUUUACCUGAUAGUUUUAGCGGUUUAACGGAAGGACGAGCACAAUAUUGUUUUUUACACCUGACGAUACAGGAGUUCUUGGCGGCGAAGUAUUUGGUGGACACGUUGAGUCAUAGAAAACUGAGAAAAUUCGUUUCCAAACACAUCCAGGAUGGCGCGUGGAAGGUUGUGAUGCAGUUUGUGGCUGGACUGCUGGCUGAAAAAGAAGGACAAUCAACAGAUAUUUUCAGCGACCUUCUUCCCUCAAAAACUUUUACUGAAGAAGUUAAAAUCAAGAUGAAUGAAGAUUCAGAGGAACGAACUGAAACACGGACCAGUUGGCCAGCUGACAAGAAAGACAGGUUAUUAGUGGUGACGCUAUUCAAUUGCAUGUAUGAGAACAAAGCCUCUGAUCGAGAAGUUCAAAAGAAACUGGCGGAAAUUGGUUGUGAUGUGCUUGAUUUGAGGUUGUGUAACCUGUCACCUCUCGACUGUUUAGCAUUAGUGCAUGCACUUAAAUCUGUUGAAGGAAUUUUGGCUUUUCAUUUAAGCUUCAACAACCUUCAGUCGCUAGGAUGUAUUGAGAUUGCGAAGUUGUUACCUGGCAACCAACACAAUCAGGGUUUUUGCGAACUAGAAAGAUUAGACCUCGGGAAUAACAAGAUAACUGAUGAAGGAGUAAAACAUUUAUCCACAGCACUCACACAGACUAACUGCACACUAAACAGCUUAAACCUCGGGGCUAACAACAUAACUGAUGAGGGAGUAAAACAUUUAUCCACAGCACUCACACAGACUAACUGCACACUAAACAGCUUAAACCUCUGGGAAAACAACAUAACUGAUGAAGGGGUUAAACAUUUAUCCACAGCACUCACACACACUAACUGCACACUAAACACCUUAAACCUCAAGCGUAACAACAUAACUGAUGAAGGAGUAAAACAUUUAUCCACAGUACUCACAAACACUAACUGCACACUAAACAGCUUAAACCUCGUGUAUAACAACAUAACUGAUAUAGGUAAAAAUCUCGUAAAGUCAAUGAACAUAAGCUGUAGAGUAUCUUUCUAA
Messenger RNA from Porites lobata, 3156 nucleotides. Lineage: Eukaryota; Metazoa; Cnidaria; Anthozoa; Scleractinia; Poritidae. The record is from the annotation of a GenBank genome assembly.